Molecule: messenger RNA, 1182 nt
Organism: Coniosporium apollinis CBS 100218
Lineage: Eukaryota; Fungi; Ascomycota; Dothideomycetes
Exons: 1
Coding region: 1-1182 (393 amino acids)
Biological process (GO): positive regulation of transcription by RNA polymerase II
Molecular function (GO): DNA-binding transcription factor activity, RNA polymerase II-specific; sequence-specific DNA binding
Source: RefSeq, a predicted model, not a curated record
AUGUCCGCCAGCGACGAUACCAUUUCAAGUGCUCAUGUCAGCAGAUUAGCAGAAGUUCAAGGACAACUCGGUCUUACCACUCCCAACGAGCUUUCUGUUUUCAUCUUCUGCAUAAGGCUGCGGCAGAUUACCUCCCGGAUACAUACAGCUUUCUUUACCGGAUCAAUGGACCCUAGCAAUGAUCUUGGCGCCAACGCCGUCACCUUACCUGGCUAUAUAUACGUGAAAUACCAUCACUUCAUGGCUGAACUCGAGGACUGGCGACGUAGUGCUCCCGUCUUUGACUCUCCAAAUACUCUCUAUGAGCGCCCAGAGUGGUAUGACUUCUUACUAGAGAAGGACAAAUUAUCGUUGAUACGCGCUGCGAUGCACAAAGCGCCCAAGCGCAAUGGAGUGCCUCCAAGAGACCUCUCAGCUCCUUGCAUGCAGUGCGCAAUACGAGUCAUCGAGCUAUAUUCAGAAAUGCUCAAAGCCAAGUACAUCACAUGGACACGAAGCUAUUUCCAGAUUAUGUUUACUGCAGGACUUUCACUCAUGUAUUGCGUGUCACUCAACGAACACGAAAGCAAGAGAGCUCCGCAGAGCGGGGACAAGAGUUUUGGCUGUGCGGGCGAAGCAUUAAGAUCAUGCAGCGAGGUAUUGGGCAAAUUUGCGCAAGAGAUGCCGGACGCACGAGGCUUCGCGAUUGUUUUCGAAGGAAUGAGAAAGUCUGUGCAUACGACUGGCGAUGCGCCGUCCUUUAGAGAAGAGAGUUCGUGGAUGCCGCCAGCGAUGACAGCUACGGCGCUCCAAGCGUCGACUAGCGGUGUAAGCAUUCAAAGAGCGUCAAACCCUCUCAACGAACUUCAAGCGGACAACUUCCUUCCUCCACAUUUCUACGGCAGCAUACAAGGCACCGGAAGCGGACAAUAUCAACUAGAGAGUCAACCACACUACACACUGGAAUCCCGCACAAACGAUAGGGAUCUGAUCUCGGCAGAUACGACUGACUUGGCAUCCGCCGCUGUGGCCAGAAUGCCGAUUGCGAGUGACGGCUUGCAGAUGUCCGUAGAUGGACUUCAAGAACCGUUCUCGGCCUGGCCGAUUUUUACGGACGAGAUUAUGGAGCGCUUGGAAGCCGACCUUGGGGAAUAUGCUUGGGGAGACCCAGAUGGCGACGCAUACGCUUGGAACCAGCUGUAA